AUGGCUACGGCAAAGGUGACACAGUACAUUCACGAAGGUGGGGUACGCCCAUACUUCGAGCAGCAAAUUCAAGAUGCUGAAAUCAAAAUUCAACAAACUACCCAAAAUUUGAGAAGAUUAGAAGCUCAACGUAACAAGUUAAACAAUAAGGUCCGUCAAUUGAAAGACGAAUUAAGAUUAUUACAGGAGCCAGGACUGUAUGUCGGUGAAGUGAUCAAGGUCAUGGGUACUAAGAAAGUGCUUGUUAAAAUUCAUCCUGAAGGAAAGUACAUUGUCAAUAUUAGUAAAGACAUCGAUAUCAAGAAAUUGACCCCUUCUUUGAGAGUGUGUUUGAAGGCAGACUCUUACGACUUACACAAAAUCUUGCCUAACAAAAUCGAUCCAUUGGUUUCAUUGAUGAUGGUGGAGAAGGUUCCAGAUUCUACCUACGACAUGGUUGGUGGUCUUGACAAACAAAUCAAAGAAAUCAAAGAAGUCAUUGAGUUGCCUGUGAAACAUCCAGAAUUAUUCGAAAGUUUAGGUAUCGCACAACCUAAGGGUGUUAUUCUCUACGGUCCACCAGGUACAGGUAAAACCUUGCUUGCUAGAUCUGUUGCUCAUCACACAGAAUGUAAAUUCAUUAGGGUCUCAGGUUCAGAAUUGGUUCAGAAGUACAUUGGUGAAGGUUCAAGAAUGGUCAGAGAAUUGUUUAUAAUGGCUCGUGAACAUGCGCCAUCCAUUAUUUUCAUGGAUGAAAUCGAUUCCAUUGGUUCUUCGAGAGUUGAGGGUUCUGGCUCUUCUGGGGGAGGUGACUCCGAGGUCCAGCGUACCAUGUUGGAAUUAUUGAACCAGUUAGAUGGGUUUGAGUCUUCAAAAGACAUCAAGAUCAUCAUGGCAACCAACAGAUUGGAUAUUUUAGAUCCUGCAUUAUUGAGACCUGGUAGAAUUGAUAGAAAGAUCGAAUUUCCUGCUCCAACAGUCACAGCUAGAACCGAUAUUCUUAAGAUCCAUUCUAGAUCAAUGAACUUGACUAGAGGUAUUGAUUUGAGAAAGAUUGCCGAGAAAAUGAACGGCUGCUCAGGUGCCGAUGUCAAAGGUGUUUGUACCGAAGCUGGUAUGUAUGCAUUGAGAGAAAGAAGAAUCCACGUUACCCAAGAAGACUUUGAGUUAGCUGUUGCCAAGGUCAUGUCGAAGAAUGAUGAAGGUGCCGUUUCUUUGGCCAAAUUAUUUAAGUAG
Suhomyces tanzawaensis NRRL Y-17324 is the source of this 1215-nucleotide messenger RNA. It is a transcript of the gene RPT6, whose product is annotated as proteasome regulatory particle base subunit. The record is from RefSeq and is a predicted model, not a curated record. Gene Ontology annotation, biological process: proteasome-mediated ubiquitin-dependent protein catabolic process. NCBI's taxonomy places the organism in Eukaryota, Fungi, Ascomycota, Pichiomycetes, Serinales, Debaryomycetaceae. Bases 1 to 1215 code for a protein of 404 amino acids. The transcript has a single exon. Gene Ontology annotation, molecular function: proteasome-activating activity; ATP binding; ATP hydrolysis activity. Gene Ontology annotation, cellular component: proteasome regulatory particle, base subcomplex.